UAUGUACCUUAGAAUCGUACUUAGAAUACACUUUCCCUGUUCCUAGUGGUCUUCAUGACAUGAAUGUUGUCAACGAGGAACACCAACCAUAACCAGCAGCUCGGUGAACUCAAAUGCUUCUGAGGAAGUCUCCUCUUUUCCUCAGAAAACUUUCCUCGUUAACUACUUCUCUCAAAUGGAGAAACCAAGUCAAGCAAAACCAGCUCGUUUCCCAAAUCUCCUCCAUUCUGUUACAGAGAAAUAAUUGGAUUCCGCUUCUCCGUCAGUUGAAUCUCUCUCUCAUCCUAACACCCAAUCUCUUCAUCCAAAUCCUUUGCAAAACCAAAGAAAAGCCGGAAAUCUCUUUGGAUUUCUUCAAUUGGGCCAAAACAAAUGUGGGGUUCGAACCAGAUCUCAAGUCUCACUGUAAAAUUAUCCAGAUUUUAGUAGAAUACCAGCUUCUAAAACCUGCUAGACCUCUCUUCGAUUCUAUAAUUCGAUCCGAACCGGCGUCAGAUGUUUUCGAUUCGAUGGUCGAAGCAUGUAAAGAAAAUUAGGGUUCUUGGGUAUGUGCCUUCUACCCGCAGCUGCAACGCUUUGCUUGAUGCCUUACAGCUGACGGACGAUGUAAAACUGGCGUGGAAGUUUUACGCUGCUGCUGUUCGUAGCGGAAUUAUACCGGAUUCCUUUUCCUGGUCUUUGAUCGUUCGGCUUCUUUGCAGAGAAGGGAAUCUCAAGAGCGCGGUAAGAUUGUUGAACUUGGGCAUCUAUAGUGCUGCAAUAUAUAAUCUAAUCAUUGAUUGUUACUGUAAAAAUGGGAACUUUAGCACUGCGGUUGAUCUGUUAAGUGAGAUGCACAGUAAGAAUCUCACUCCUGGUUUUGGUACUUAUAGCUCAAUCCUGGAUGGGGCAUGUAAAUUCGGAGAUGCUGGAGUUAUUGAGAUGAUAACUAGGGAUAUGGUUGCCAGGAAAUUGCUUCCAGCGGUUCCUUCCUCCAAUUAUGAUCAAAUUAUUCAGAACCUUUGCUCCUUAGGAAAGAUCUAUGCAGCUGAAAUGUUCUUUGACAAAGCUAGGGAUGAGAAAAUCAAAUUACGUGAUGCUUCGUGUGGGUGCCUUUUGAAGGCAUUUUCUAAGGAUGGAAGAGUGAAAAAAGCCAUCUCGAUGUACAGCACAAUCUCAGAAAGAGGCAUCACAGUUGAUCGUAGUAGUAUUUUUGCACUUGCUGAUUUAAUUUGCAAGGAAGAACCAUCUGAAGAAGUAUAUAAAUUGUUAAAAGAUGUGGUUGAAAGGGGAUUUAAUCCUUGUGCUUUGGAUGUGUCCAAAAUUAUAGGAACUCUUUCUAAUGAGGGGAGAUGGAAGGAAGUGGAGGAUCUUGUGACUGUGCUUGUAGAGAAGGGAUUCAUCCCAGAUUCCUUCUGUUGUUGCUCACUGGUAGAGCAUUACUGCUCAGACAGAAGGAUUGAUUUAGCAGUUACUUUACAUCAUAAGAUAGAGAAACUGGGGAGAUGUUUCGAUGUAACAACUUAUAAUUUACUUCUUAAUGGGCUUUUUGUAGAAAGGAGGAUUGAAGAAGCAACUAGGGUAUUUGACUAUAUGAGACAACACAAUGUGGUGACCACUGACAGUUUUUCAAUUAUGAUCAGGGGACUUUGUCAUGAAAAGGAACUGAGAAAAGCAAUGGUGAUUCACGAUGAAAUGUUGAGGAUGGGGCUGAAACCUGAUAAAGCUACAUACAAGCGUUUGAUAUCUGGGUUUGUGUAAAUAAAUGCUGACAUAUUUAUUGGAAAGGGUUAAAUAUUAGAAUGGUUAUUGAUGUUCUUAUAUUCCCUGUAUCCUACUACCAGAAGCAUUAGAUGGGAUGGAUUUUAGACGCAUCAGAAUAUCAGAUCUCUUGAAUAUCAAAUUUUGAAUUCUUUUAUCUUAUAAAAACUGUAUACUGUUGUAUGGAUAUCUGCAUUUUGGUGGCAUCAACAUGCCAUCAUGCAAUUCCAAUAUAUUUCUGCUAAACCAUUGGAUUUGAUAUGAAGAUCAAAUGUAUUGAUACACCCAAUAUGCACAAACAUGCGUCAUCACUAUUUUGAAACACCUUAAAAUAGGCAUUUUGUUGGUCUGUCAGAAUGAUACAAUAUGGGGCAUAUUGUAUCAAUACUUUGAAACUUGUUUGAUAACUAUUGUAUGGAGAAUUUGCCACCAGUGAGGUUUUAAAUUCAAAGGCAGCUGAGUGGUAAGACAAGUCUGUUGAGUGUAGUAGGACGUGACUGUCACUUCUACAUUGCCUUGCAAGUUCGUGCGGUCUUUCUGUGCUUUUAAGAUAUGUCCUUCACUUCAACUGAGCCAAAUAGGAGUGACCAUCUGAUUUUAGGCUGCCUGCAGCCUAGACCAAGAGUAACUCCUCACCUAAAGGAAUUGUAUUAAGAUGCAAGCAGGGGAUAUUUGCGGAUUGCAGCAGACUCCUCUAUUUACUUCUGCAUAACGUCAAAUCAGAGAAGUAGCCCAUCCUUGAAUUUGUUCAGCUUCUGUUAUAUGUUCAAUGUGAUUUUCUGUAGUUACUUCAAACUUGGCCUGUGAAAGCUUUUAGCUAACAUAGCUAAGUCUUCUGGAUCUUCUCUGAUCUUCUGUAUGCUGGAACAUUUGCAAGGAAAUUACCUGAGCUUAUUUUCAAGAGCAUGGUUCACCUGGAUAACCAGGUUAUUUUCAAGCACAUCCUUUCCAAUCUUUUGAGAGCUCUUCUGACCUUAUGCUUGAUCGUUUCUGGACUACCCUGCAGAUGAGCCUUUUAUUUGUUCAUAUAUUCUUCUGUAAAUGAGUUUUUCCCUUUUCUUGCAUUGGCAUUUCUUUCUUCCUAUGCACUGCUUACAGAAUAGUGUUUCAGUUCUUGUCAGCUUCAAGGAUACGGAAGCUUUAGGUCUAAUGUUUCUGAACUUUUAUCUUUGGGGUCUCUAUGCAUCACAGGUCAGUUUUUCAUGCUUAGUCAUGAAGUGUUAGUUUUAUUUAUUUGGUGGGGUAAUUAGGGAUGGAGAAGGCCAAAUGAGAUUAAGCUUCUCUGGUUCCUGCUGAGUUAAGAAAUUCUCUGAGUGCAGAACUGAUGGCAGUAACACAUGGAUUAAAAUUUGCACAAAUGAAUGGCUGGAAGGUCUUCAUAGUGGAAGGGGAUUGUCAGGUGGUUUUGUCUUAGCUGCAAUCAGGUGGAGUUCCAUGGGCAUAUCAAUUCCCAGUCAGGGAAGCCAAAUCCUUGGGUAAAAUCUUGAACUUUCCAAAGCAGGAAACUCAAGGAAAUCUUGAGAAUGGGGAAUAGUAGUCAGCUUUUUUGCUGUUUUAUUGGUUCUGUUAUUGGUACCCACUUGGGUUAACAUGUAUGACUUUCAUUUACUUUUCACGUGAAUGUAAAUUAUUUUGUUAUUUAUCAAAAAAUAUAGUGCUUUCAUUUAUAGAGUG
Nelumbo nucifera (sacred lotus) is the source of this 3414-nucleotide messenger RNA. RefSeq names its product Tetratricopeptide repeat (TPR)-like superfamily protein. Gene Ontology annotation, molecular function: protein binding. NCBI's taxonomy places the organism in Eukaryota, Viridiplantae, Streptophyta, Magnoliopsida, Proteales, Nelumbonaceae. The record is from RefSeq and is a predicted model, not a curated record.